Messenger RNA from Magallana angulata, 3497 nucleotides. Its product is annotated as von Willebrand factor D and EGF domain-containing protein-like. The transcript is spliced from 19 exons. Bases 21 to 3176 code for a protein of 1051 amino acids. NCBI's taxonomy places the organism in Eukaryota, Metazoa, Mollusca, Bivalvia, Ostreida, Ostreidae. The record is from RefSeq and is a predicted model, not a curated record.
UCAUUGCUUCGAAUUUAAAAAUGGAGAGAAAAAGGAUAAUUCAGUCCUUAUUAUUUUUGCUGCAACUUAAUGUCUUGAUCGCUUUGAAAGAUGAUCCAUGCACAACAGCAAAAAAUCUUCCUAAUUUUGAACUUCGACUGAAGGCGUUUAAAAUUGACCUUGCUAGAGGAGACAGACCAAUUUGUGACAGAUAUUUCAUUAAAGAACCCGGAGAAUGGUUUCGGACAGUUGACGGAAAUGAAAUGGUUAACAACAGAACAACUUUUUUCGAAUGCGGUACACAAUAUAGCAUCUACAUGCAAGGACAUGUUCCAUCAUCCCUGAAUAGGGUUGUAAAUCGUACAGCUUGUGUCAUCCCAAGCUGCACAACAAAAUACAACAUACAGUUGAAAAAAUGCAGCAAUUUUACUGUGUACUAUUUACCAAGACCUUCAUCUUGUGACCAAGCGUACUGUUUUGGUUUUGGAGAAAAUGGUAUAGCCCCAAAUAUAACCACAGACAAACCGACGGUUAAGUAUGAACUUGUGAAAUCUGCAGGGAAAACAGCCGCUGAACUAAGUGAACAGAAACUUGCGUUUAAGUGUCAUUUUACACCUGUUGUCGAUGGCACAAAUAUCAUCUACUAUAAGGUGUUUUGGUAUGUAAAUGAUCAUACCUCGACAAUAUUUGCAAGUCAAGCGGUACCAAAGGAGAGACUACCUGAAACUUAUCUCCGAGGUGAAACUGGACUUGAUUCAAUAAAAUUAAAUAUUGAGAUAUCUUGCAAAGUUCGGCUACACUAUCACCCAAAAGGCCCACCUGGUCCCUCCUCCGAAGCAAGUGAAAAAUUCUUCGCUGGAAUAAAGCCUCUGAAAAGAGCCUACGAAAUCUCAAGGGAUAACAGCACAGUUAUUGAGUUUAAAUUGACCGUACCGUUUGGAUGCAUGUAUGCAAACCAUAAUGAUCCCUACCCACUGCCCUGCAAGCAUACAAUAUCUCUUACCACUCCUGAUUAUCUAAAAUGCAGUCAAGGAAUAUAUGCUGUCGAUAUGUGUGGGAAGCUCAUUGAGAGUCGAAAGUGGAAUGAAACACAAACUAUUUCUAUUAAGCAUAAGAAUGACGACAAUUAUCGAACGAUUCAAACGUUUGAGAUACACACAGAAACGAAAGUGAGGAUCAACGGAGAACCAUUUUGGGAUGGAGUGGAGUUACCAACAGUAUUUAUAAAUGUAAUUGAGGGCACUAACAAAUGGAAGAACAAAAAAUGUGAAGCAGUAAGUGAUCCGCACAUGACAAGUUUUGCUAAUAGACAUUACGAAAGUCAAGAACCUGGAACAUAUACGUUGUACAGAAACAAAGAUCCCGUGGGAAAUAUAAAUGAGAUUCAAAUGAAAGUAACACCUUGUAAUUAUGUAAAAUAUGGAAACUAUGAGCAUAUGAAUCAAUGCACCUGUGGAAUUGCAGCAAGGGCCUCCUCAGACGUAUACGUCAUUGAUAGAUGUCCAGGAACGGUCCCUUUCUACUUCGGAUUUAAAAGCUGCGUGGAAGAUAUUUUGAAUGUAAUGAAGAAGGCCAACGAUGAACACGACUAUGAAAUUCAUUUUCCAUCAGGGACUAGUUUAGACGUAAGGCUGAACUCUAUUUUUGAUAAAACUCAUUUUACAUCUGAAAGAUGGACGUUAGAGUUACAAAUCCAUCCAUCUAUUGCUGAUGAAGGCCGGUCCCAAGGACUAUGUGGCUCAGUCGAAAAAGAUGAACUCAUAGAUCCAAAUAAUGUCGACUUAACUCACGAUGAAUACCUUUUCACACAAUCCUGGAGGGUCGCCGAUGCAGACAAUAUGUUUAAAAUGACCUUGGAAAGACUACAAUCAUUUCCAAAGACACGGAAGGCUCGAGAUCUUUGCAUAUGUGAAAAACCAUCUCUUUCUUCAGGAACUAUAAAAAACACGUUAACUUGUACAAAUGCAAAAGGCCUUAUCAGUUGCGAUAAGGACAAGAUGAAGCCAGUUCAAAAGGAUGUUUGUUACGAAAGACAUAAUCGUCGGAAAAGAUCUGUCAAACAUUCGUUCACAUUUACGCCAAAAAUCGUCAUAGAACCAAAAUUGAAAAGAUCAAAGAGAGCCAUUUCUGCCAAUAUUACCAAUAUGACAAAAGCACAAGCAAAGACCUGGUGUGAAAAUUACAUGAACAGUUCUCCCGCAUUUUUAGCAUGCCAGGACAUUCCAAACACCAAUAGCACAAGAGCUAUAGAAAUAUGUGUAAUGGACAUUUUAACCACAAACUCGACUGUUUUCGCAGCUGCUCCAAGGGAAAGUAUGAAAGCCGGAUGUUUAAAAGAAAUUGCUAGAAACGACACUCUCUUGAACGUGACUAAAAACGGUGAAAAGAUAGCAGAUAAAAUUUUGUCCAUCGCAUGCCCCGGAGAAUGCAGUGGCCAUGGAGUUUGUACAAAAGGAGUAUGUCAAUGUAAUGAUAAUUUUGGUGGUGGGGAUUGUUCUAUUGACAUCAAUGAACCCCCUGAAGUAUAUGCUGUGAACUACGAAACAGGAGGAUUAUGUGAUAAAUUGUUUUGCAAAGAGGCCAUUGUGGAUGGAGACCUUUUCCUUGACAGAUCUGGAUUAACUUGUAAAAUGCAACGAUUUGAGAUGACAAUGAACGGUACAUCAUGGGAUUUAGAAACUUCGCAUGUUCCUGGAAGUCACAAUACACUUAGCGAUAUAAGAUGUAAAUUUCCUCGUUCCAACUCAAAAAGAUCAACUUUAUCUUCCAUUGGUUUUAUAUCUGGGUAUAAGAUAGCAGUGAGCAACAACAAUAAGAACUUCAGUGAAGCCCAUGCUGUAUACAUCCUAGAUUCAACAUGUCAGGACACAUUGAAUGUAUCAGGACAGCUACGAUUUGCAUUAAAGCCUGGGUUCUGUUUCAUCCAUGGUUCAUGUGUCCCUGAUGGUGUUCAAAAGAAAUGUUACGAGUGUGACAUCCGACAAAACAAAUUUGAAUGGACAUAUAGAGAGACAGAAAAAGGCUGUACAAAAGAGGAGAAUUCUCAUUUGUGGGUAAUUGGAGUGGUGCUUGCCGUUUUACUUUUGAUCUUGAUUGGAUUGGUGUUCUUUUAUAUCUUAAAGAAAAAACACAGGGUUGUUCAGGACAGCUACGGGAUGCCAAAUCCGCAUGGACAAGCUUCAAAGUAUUCCAAGUGAAUGAUAUAACAUUUAUAACUGACAAAAAAAGAUAACAUUUAUAUAUGAAUAUGUCUCUUCUGUGGGCUUCAACUCUUUUUCAACAAAUUUAACGAAAUUUUAAUGUAGUUAAUGAUAUACUAAAUUGUUUCAAAACAUGAUUAUCUGUUUAAUCACGCUUGUUUUAAUUAGAGGUUUAGUUUAAAUUAUAAUGUCCAAUACAGAAGAAAUCGAUUCCAGUACAUUUAAUGUCAUACAGAUUUUAUUUCUGAAAUCAAAUGAUUUGUUUUCAUCGUAUUUAUGGAGAAAUUAAAUCUUAAAUUAAAGUGAUCAUUUGUUUUA